AUGGCUACCCCAAGCCCCCCAAACCUCUCUAAAACACUUUCCGACAAGGCCAGCAACCUUCUCAAUAAGGUCAACGAUGCUCAAUCCAUCUUCAACCCAGUUACCCAACUCCUAGAUACCUACCUAGGCUCUGAGGAAGUCCGCGCUCUCCCACCGAGCCCCAAGCCCUCUUACAUUCAGAAAGCCUCUACUCCAAUCAUUGCCCUCACAAACAAGAUUCCCUCCAAUAACCGCUUAUUCAUACAAAUCAACCAAAUACACCCAGCCCGAAGCGCUGGAUCUUUUGUAAUCCUCACAGCCCUAAAGAAAGUCCUCGGACCAAACGCCUCCCUUUUAAGGGAGGUCCAAAAGGUCAAAACAGGCUUCGCUCUCUGUACCAGCUCAACAACCAAUUUAUUAGCCCUUGAAAAACAGAAAGCCAUUAUAUCAUCCGCAAUCGGAGACUGCAAAAUUGAGGCCCAAGAGAAAUGGACCAUUUACCGUCUAAACUACGUCCCCAAGGAAAUCACUAUCUUCAAUGAUCAAUUCAAAAUAGACUCUAUUUUAAUUACAAAAGAUACAAUCUCCAACACUAUAAAGGAAUACUCUGAUCAGAUAGUAAGCUUCAAAACAGGAGCAGAACCACUCAAAAAGAACCUGAAGAUUCUAGGGGCCAACAUCAGCAUAUCCCUUCUAAUACAAAAACCAAAGAUCACUCAAUGUAAUUGUUGCUUUCAAUGA
This is a messenger RNA of Sclerotinia sclerotiorum 1980 UF-70, 720 nucleotides long. RefSeq lists its product with no specific name. The coding region runs from base 1 to 720 and encodes 239 amino acids. The record is from RefSeq and is a predicted model, not a curated record. The transcript has 3 exons. Lineage: Eukaryota; Fungi; Ascomycota; Leotiomycetes; Helotiales; Sclerotiniaceae.